AUGCAGAGGAAGAUAAUAUCAGUUGCAACUUCAAUAAUCGAGGAAGCAGUGGCAGAUUCUCUGGAAAAGAAUUUCCCAGAAAGUAUAGGAAUUGCAGAUUUGGGAUGUUCAUCUGGACCUAACACUUUAAUGGUGAUAUCAGAAAUCAUAGAUAAAGUGUAUGCAAUAACAAAUAAAUUGGGCAGCCCAUUGCCGGAGUUAAGGAUUUCAUUGAACGAUCUUCCUGGCAAUGAUUUCAACAACAUAUUCAUCUCCUUGCCGGAGUUCUACAAGAAACUGAAAAUGGAGAAGAAUAUUGGGCAAGAGGGGUGCUUUAUAUCAGGUGUGCCUGGCUCAUUUUAUGGAAGGUUGUUUCCUAGAAAGAGUUUGCAUUUUGUUCAUUCUUCUUCCAGUCUCCAUUGGCUCUCUCAGGUUCCUCCAACUUUGGAAUCGAGUUUCCUCAAGCCUCUAAACAAAGGAAAGAUCUAUAUAUCAAAGAACACUAUGGCUUGUGUACUCGAUGCGUACUUAUCGCAGUUCAAGAGAGAUUUUUCGUUAUUUCUGAAAUCAAGAUCGGAAGAGAUGGCUGAUGAUGGAAGCAUGGUGCUGUCAUUCAUGGGCAGGGUCUCUGCAGAUCCCUCAUGUGAAGAGAGUUGCAUGCAGUGGGAGCUCUUGGCACAGGCUCUGAUGAGUAUGGCCUUAGAGGGUCGUAUUGAAGAAGAAAAGAUCGAUUCUUUCAAUGCACCAUACUAUGCUCCAUCUGCCAUGGAAGUAACGUCUGCAAUAGAAGAAGAAGGUUCAUUCACCAUUACUCGUCUGGAGGCCUUUGAGAUUGACUGGGAUGGGGGUGCUCCAAUCAACAAUAAUGUCCAUGAAAACCCUAAUACAAUUGAAAAAUAUUAUGUACCAAGGGGGCAACUAUUUUCUAAAACAAUUAGGGCUGUGGUUGAAUCAAUGCUUGAAUGCCAUUUUGGAAGAGAAAUCAUGGAUGAAUUGUUUAGAAGAUAUGGUGAGCUGGUUGAUGAUUAUUUUCUAAAAACUAGGCCAAGGAGCAUUGAUUUGGUUGUUUCUCUCACCAAAAGGGGUUCAUUGUAG
Molecule: messenger RNA, 1074 nt
Organism: Fraxinus pennsylvanica
Lineage: Eukaryota; Viridiplantae; Streptophyta; Magnoliopsida; Lamiales; Oleaceae
Source: the annotation of a GenBank genome assembly